AUGUUGAUUUCUGUUUUUUUGCUUGCUUCGAAAAACAUCAGAGAUGAUACGAUAUCUCUCAGUGGGAAUGAUAUUGCACCUCUUUCAAUAUAUAAUACUAUCGAAAUCGAUGAUAAUUCAUAUGAAUUUUUACCCAGAAAUUUAAGUUACUAUCCUAAGAAAGGCAAAUGUCCAUCAAUGAAUACAGAACUUGAUGACACAACUAAUUUAUGCGUUUGUAAAAAAGGAUACAAGGCAGAUUCCAUAGAAAGUGAUGGAUGUUAUAGGUGUUUAGAAGAAUGUUUUGAAAAUUCAUAUUGUACAUAUCCUGGAAAAUGUGUAUGCAUUCCUGGAUAUGUUGGAUCUUCAUGUCUAAUUAAAAUUCCGAUAAUUAAAAUAAUCACACCUCGAACAUGUCAAAGAGGUAAGCAAUGCAGUCUUAAUGUUACCGUAACUAAUAAUGAAGGAGGUUACGAAAUUGUUUAUUGUCAUUUCAAGGAUAUAAUAAUCAAAUCUAAUAAACUUAAUGACCAAAUAUAUGAAUGCGUUGCCCCUGUAUUCAAAACAGAUGGAAUACUAAUAUCACUUUCUUUUAAUGCUCUUAAUGUUUCUCACGAAAUUUUCCAAAUUGACUACGUAGAUGUUCCUACAAUCAAUAUUUUCAAGGUCAUUAUAUAUUUGAUUGUAGUGGUGCUCGUUUUGGUUUCACUAACACGAGUUUAUUCAUUUAUAUCACGUAGGAAAAACUAUGAAGAAGUAAUUCCUUUCCAGCAAACCAAGCCUACAUAA
This is a messenger RNA of Trichomonas vaginalis G3, 768 nucleotides long. RefSeq names its product laminin domain-containing protein. Bases 1 to 768 code for a protein of 255 amino acids. NCBI's taxonomy places the organism in Eukaryota, Parabasalia, Trichomonadida, Trichomonadidae. The transcript has a single exon. The record is from RefSeq and is a predicted model, not a curated record.